UGGACCGAUGCGCCUUGCUCGUUCGCCUCUCAAGGACCAGCGAUAGUAGAGCACACGCAGAACGUGGGGCUGUCAAAGAUUAGAUCCCGUGCUGGUGUGUGUGAGCUUCACUGCCGGGCUGUAGAAGGAAACCUCCCCGCGCGAAGCCAAUGCUGCUGCUGAUCCCGUCUUGGCAAUCGCUGUCCACCGGCAGUAGUGCUGAAACAGAAGCAUCGAUCUUUCCUCCGGUGACGUGGUCGUAAGCGUGAGUGGGGGCUCAGUUUAACAGGCUAGAGGGGCACAAAUCACUACUGGGAUGGAAAUUAAGCCGCUAAAAGUGUAAAUUAUAAGAAUAUAGAAAAAAGCAGAACUAUAUAUUCAAGCAAAGCACAAGAAUCAAGUGGCAGGACUUUUCUCCGGCCUCAGAGCAAGCACGUCGAUCUUCUUGCAGGACUCACCGGGAAUCCUUUAGGGAAAGAGGAAGAGAGAAAGGGACUACAAGUCGAUGAGGUAAAUGUUGAAGACACUGUCAAGAUGUUGCCCAAAUCGAGAAGAGCGCUCACCAUUCAAGAGAUUGCAGCACUGGCACGGUCAUCACUACACGGUAUCUCCCAGGUUGUGAAGGACCAUGUGACCAAGCCCACCGCCAUGGCGCAGGGUCGCGUGGCCCACCUGAUCGAGUGGAAGGGCUGGUGCAAGCCCACCGACUCGCCCGCCGCCCUGGAGUCCGACUUCAACUCGUACUCCGACCUCAGCGAGGGAGAGCAGGAGGCCCGCUUCGCCGCAGGUGUGGCCGAGCAGUUCGCCAUCGCGGAGGCCAAGCUGCGAGCGUGGUCAUCCGUGGAUGGCGACGACUCCAAUGAUGACUCCUACGAUGAGGAUUUCCCCCCGGCGAACGAGCCCCCCCAACCCACCCAAAGCACAGACACGAUGGCCUACCCCCAUUACCUGCGGGACCUCCUGCACAGCCACGUGUGCCAGCGCGGGCCCCGGGGCCCCUGCGAGGCGGACGGCAGCCCGGACCCCUGGCCGGCGGGCGGCUCCCCCGACACCCUGCGCUCCAGCCUGUGCAGCCUGGAGGACCACCCGCUGCUGCGGGACCUGGGCUGCCCCCCCGCCACCCCCGCGGACCUGGCCGCCAAGAUCCUGGGCGCCCUGGCGGGGGGCGAGGAGCUGCUGGCUCGGCUGCAGAGGGCCGGCGGGGACUGCGCCUUCCGCAGCCUGGGGCCCGGGGGAGACGACUCCUCCUUCUCCGUGUCCUACUCCGAGUCCUUCCUGUCCCCGGCCGAGGAGGACGACCUGCCCUGCAAGGACUACGACAGCGUCUGCCGGGACCUCCCGCCGGGCUACGCCGGCCGCAGGAAGGUCUCCGACGUGGCCUCCUCCGGGGUGGUGUCUCUGGACGACGAAGACGAGGAGGAGGAGGAGGAGGAGGAGGAUGAAGGACAGAGGAGGCAGAGGCAGGGGCAGUGACUUCCCCUCCCUCAGGGUUUAUUUCAGUUGUUUUUUAUUGUUCCCUGCAUCACCCUCACAUCCCCCUAAACCUACCUACUCCUCUACCUCUAAAGGUUCCCCGUUUAAACUUUUUUGGCAUGUUCCUUUGAUCUUUGCCCAUUCUAUCUCCUCUUUCCUCUCCCUCUUACGCUCUGUUUGCCUCCCUUAUCCCCCCCGCCUCCCCGCUCUUCCCCUCCCCUUCUCCUGCUUGGUUGCGAUGUAUUUAUAUAUUUUUGUGUUGCGGCGUCCAAACAAUCGUUGUGUCAGCAGUGGGAGGGAUGGACUGCAGCCUCUGUGUUUGGCACAAACCGGUCGCCUGUGGGUUUGGUCAAACGGCUUAACGGCACACAGAGGAGAAAAAAAAGGGACAAAAACUGAUGGACAAGAAUGAUUUUAAAAAGCUGAAACUAUCUUUUGCAUGUAUUGCAAGUGCUGGAAUGAACAUGCGGGCUGAUGUGGUCUUGAGCACAGUUUGUAUUUCCCGCUGUUAUGAAACCCCAUCCUCCCUGUCCUCCCCCCCCCCCCCCCCCCCCGCCCCCUUGGUCCUCCUCCCAUGCUGCCGCCCCCUCCAACUGACCAAAUUGUCUUCAAUGGAAAUCCAAACAAGGCAUCCUAACCCCUUCCCUGCCUGAUAGACUACAGCUCCUGAAAUGGCAUGGCUUGCUGAGUAUGCCAAUCUAUUAACCUGUCACUACAAAUUAUAAGCAAAUGCUGGAAUGUUCUUAAACUGACAAGAUUAUGUCUUUUAAAAAAAUAUAUUUCUCACAGACUAAUGAAAUAAGGGUAUGCUUUUCUUGUACUAGUUUUCUAUCAUUCAACAUGAUGUUAUGAUAAUUAUUAUGAUUCUGAUCAUGAGAACAUAUACCUGAGGGGUUGAGGGGAGAUGGUUUUUUGUCCUGAAUUUCUCUGAGUAAGAACUCCCACGGCUGUCUUAAAAAACAGAAUGUUCUUGAAGUCACCUUUCAGUGCUAGAAGUGCAAGGUUUGGUUAAAAAACUAGGAAAAUUUACAAAAAACAGAAAUACUAGAUUUCAGCGAUGCAGUGGAGAAGAGGUGAAUUGUGUCUCAGAUUUUCUAUAUUUUUGUAUGCGUUGUCAUGCUUUGAUCUCCUUGACUGUGCGGCGUGGCUGUGUCCGUGAUUUGCACGAAGCUAAUGUGGCCGUAGGUUUCUCAUCUCUCUGUUAUCACUGUGUGAUAUGGUCUAAUGGAAAAAAAACAAAUGGAAAAAAAAUCUGAAUUUUUUAAAGAGAAUACUGUGAUAUUGUUUGUUAUUUUCUCUGACGUGUCCUUUUCUGCAAGCAUUUCUAUUUCUUUCUAAAUUACUUUCUGUUGUUUUUCUCCUUACAAAAUGUUACACUUUCUUACUGCUCUGCUCCCAUAUCACAGUUUCUUGAUCCUUUCGUCCACUUGUUUUUUUUGUAUUUCGUUCAGUCUCUCUGAGAGUUCUGUCUCCCUCUCUAUCUCGCUGUUUUUUGAAGUCUCUUUUUACUACAGUGGGAACAAAAGGCUGACAUACAAGUUUUAAAAGAAAAGUUGCAACCUCAGUGGAUGUUGAACUUAUAGCAUAGCAAAAACAUAAAAUCACACACUCAGUCAGAUUUUCUCCACUGUGUCCUUUAGGACAAAUGUUGCUUUUGGUUAAAUUAUGAGACUGUCAACCAUGAAACUCAGGAAAUACCACCUACAACAGAGUUCUUGGCCUGCAAUUAAAUCCUCACUGCUAACCUGGAAGGCUUCAAUUCUGUAAGCAGUACUAAUUUGUAUAGAUGCCGAUUGCUAUGUGAAUGGUUGGGCCUGUGGACUCAAAUGACGAUGAUGAUCCUAUCUGUCUAGGAUUUGAAUACCAACUUUAACGGUUUCUAAACAUUUGACAGGCCUCAGACCACAAAGUUUGAAUAACAAUACAAUAGCUCUGUUCCCUUUAAAAAUAAUGCUAUCUGUUGUGUGGUUAUGGCGAAUUAGCAUCGCACACAGCUAUGGAUUGCACAGUAUUUUUUGCUGGCGUGCUAUGAACCAAUCAAGAUCCUGGAAUAUCAGCAUGCCAAGUUGUGUGUAUUAGACCUGAGGACGCCUCAAAAGGGCUACAGGACUCAUUUCUCCUUGGGAAAUGGUAAAGACUACAGUCAUGACCAGGAAAGCAACUUUGGAUUCUCUGUUGGUUUUAUUUCAAUAUUUUGCCUUAGAUAUGCAAAGUGCAAAUAUAGCAUGGCUCAUUACACAGAUAAACAGCACCACAAUAUAGCAAGCACAUUGACCAGCCUGGCUGACCUUUUAUUUUAAUUACACAGACUACAUUCCUGUUCAACCGUGUUUAUAAUCUGCAUUUGACAUUCUGCUGGGCAUUACGAGGGCACUGCUGCCCUGUGCAGACUGCUCUCUGACUCUCCUGUGCAGCCCAACCCCUGGUCCGCUGGUCACAUGACAGCUGAUCUCCAUGUGAUGUCGAGGAUAGGUAUAUAGAUUUUGUAAUGCAUAUAAAAUACAUAUUUUUUUAGGCAGGAGUAGUGGAAAGUGUGGUCGUUGGCCUUGGGUGGGCCUUGCAGAGAGAGUCGGUCUAACUCAGGUGCACUUCAAAUGAUGUGCCUUCAUCCCCCUCUUUCCCCUUUCUCAUGUCCCACAUCCAUCCUUCUCAACAUGCCACAUUAGCCAGGUCUAGAUAGUUUUGUUUGUUUUUUGAGGCGAUUUUGGUAAUUCAUUGAAAAUGUCUCCAUAGAGUUCAGCUCCAGCAGUUUCCUUCAUUUAUUUUAAUGCUGAAUGCUGUUCCACAUACUGAACUAUUCCGUUCAGUGCGGCUGUGUUUGAGGGUGACGAUGUUUGUGCUACAGUAAAUGUUUUGGGUAGCAGGGUGUGAGGGUGGAAAUGUUUAUUGCCAGUCAGGCCUAAAGGAGAAUGUAUUUGACAGUGUUUCAGGGCAGUACAGGGGACUGUCAGUGCACCUGUCUGUCAGUGUUUGUUUAUGAAUUGCAUCUAUGUCCUGUCCAUAUUAAGCACCUUGCUGUAGGACUUUCACAGUCAAGGCCAGACACGAGUGCUGCUGCAACCUUGCUCUUGGGAGCUCCGGGGAACAGAGAGCCUCUGAGCUAUUACAUAACAGACGGACGGCUGAGCACUACCUCUGCUGUCAAGCAAUUAGCUGUGAUUAUGAGAUCCACUGGCAACAGGGAAUCAUGAAUCACACAGCUAAAGAGAGCUCUGUCUCAAGCUGUCUUUGUUUCCCCGUUCCCUUUACAAGCGCCCCUUCUUUCUGUCUCUCUCUCUCGCUGGCUUGCUCGAUCCCUCUUUCUAAAAUGUAAACCAAAUGCUUAUUGGUUUCUUGGCACCACACUGAGGUCCUAUGGCGGAUCAGUGCCCCAAGUAUUUAAUGACAUUGGGCAGAGAUUUUGCAGGCGGUUCCUAACUUCCUGCCUCUGUGCAUAUGCCUGUGUCUUGGGGAAUCUUUCUUGUGCUAGAGAUUUUGCAUAUCCAUGAGGGAGGGGGUGAAAAACUAUCACACACAGCAACUGUCCCCACUCUACCUUAUAAUUUCUUUUGCAAAGCAGGGAAUUUUGUUACUAGCCUCCUACUGCCUUUUUGCGCAUUAUCGUUACACAGCCGAGCAAAAUCAGCCUGACAGAGUGCAUUUAUAGAUAUGCAUUGUUUUCACAGAUUCACAGAGUGUCAUGUUUAACUUACAUUAGCCUUUGUCGGUGCCGGAGUCUUUAAUUAAAAUAUCCCAUCAACCUCUGAGAAAGAGCUAAACAGGGAAGUGUUCCCCAGCAGGUUCCGACUUGCCUCUCACACAGCAGUUUGAAUACGGAGUCCUCUCACUCUGAAGGAGGUGCCAGACUCCUGCAGGCUCAGGGCCCCACAAGCCUCAUCACACAAAACAUACGCAAGCAUUUAAUCUGCAUUUUCCUACACCUAUUGCUGUUUGAAAAUGUAUUUCAGUCACCCUGUUGGUAUAGCUGCCCUCUUGUUUGUGUAAUUGUGGGUAGGGGGCUAGCACUAUUUCAAUUGUCUCUCAUUUUCAUUGGAGCCUCAGUGUUCCUGCUUGUUGUCGUGGCUGAUUUUGGAAGCCGUUUUCAGAUUCUUGGCUGGCCAGAUAACAAGUCACAUGAUCUAGGGUCUUGUUCCCUCUCUGCCCAAGGCAAGUCAAAUGUACAUACUUGCUCCCUCAUUAAAAUGUCUGUCAAAACAUACACAAACACACUUAAAUGUGGUUAUAGUCCUAGGUACUAAUCCUGGAGCAGUAACCACCUCUCACACAGACUACAGGGGUUAUGAUUCACAGCAUCUAAGUUGAUUCUGCAUCUUUGGUUUGUGACCAGAAAGAAAAGAGAAUACAGAGAAUCCAAUCUUACUUUCCUUUCCACAGAUACUCUUUCUGCUCAGGAAAGGAAAAACUGUAGUCUGAAUUGUUCUGCAGGGUUCAUUGUGGGUUCCAUCCACAACAGACUGCCCUGAAUCCUCAUUCUUUCCCAUUGUCCUGGCCCAAGAGGGGCAUGUCCAGGUGUGCACAGAGUAACAGCAGGAGGCAGUCUCUGCAAGAGGUCAACUGUAGAAUGAUUUCCUUCUGAGUGGAAAAAGAGCACCUUGUUGAUUGAUUUCAGUUGAGAAAAUGGGUUUUCAGGACAAUGUUGAAAUACUAGUCUGCUUGAAUGAGCAAUGCAUCUUGAAAUGUGCAUGGUGACUUUGGCUGUUUGUUUUAGUUGACAGUUGAAUGUGCAUGCAAGGGAGGUAUGUGACAGUAGGGGUUAUUAGG
Conger conger (European conger) is the source of this 6213-nucleotide messenger RNA. It is a transcript of the gene fam131ab, whose product is annotated as family with sequence similarity 131 member Ab. NCBI's taxonomy places the organism in Eukaryota, Metazoa, Chordata, Actinopteri, Anguilliformes, Congridae. The record is from RefSeq and is a predicted model, not a curated record. Bases 514 to 1452 code for a protein of 312 amino acids. The transcript is spliced from 5 exons.